AUGCUGAGCACGACGGAGGCUCAGUUCAACACACCAUCCACCUCGUCGAUUCCAGUCACAUCGAUGAGUGGCUCACGUCGCCGUAGCUCUUCAUCGAGUGCCGGUUCAGUCUCAAGUCCAUGCGCGGUGUGCUCGGAUCCGGCAGAGGGAAUGCACUUUGGAGCGCACGCCUGUGCCGCCUGUGGAGCCUUCUUUCGGCGUUCGAUUGCCGAGCAAAAAGUCUACACAUGUGCGGUGAAGAAUUGCCCUGUGCAAGGGGGUAUUAAUAAAGCCUCUAAACGAAGCACGAUUUGUCGCUAUUGUCGCUUUGAGAAAUGUCUCAACGCUGGGAUGUCACCGCAAGAAGUGCAAGUGAAACGACUACGACAACUCGAGGAGACCUCGCCGGUUGAUUCGCAUUCCUUCUUCUCAACACCCCUUUCAAGCAGCACACCGACCCUUGAACACAUUGUGCAAAUUCGACGCGAUCUCGCCGAUCAACGACAACUCUUUCAGCUACAAAACGAGAACCAAUGCGAGGGUGCGGAAGCGCUUCUCGAAUGUCUGCGCGUCGAGUGGGAAACUUUUCGAGAGCUCGUUCUCAAUCAAGGCAUUUUUCGACAAUUCGUUGAUCCACGACGAUAUUUUCACAUAAAAAUGGAGCUCGACUCGUCGCCCGAGUUUGCUGAGGAUAUUACGCUGAGUCGUGGCAUCUUUUUGGCUUCCGAAGUGAUGGAUUGGGCGCUGUUGACGGCGAAACAAGGCGGUGUACAGAAAGAUUCGUGCUUUUUCCCGGAUGGCUCAAGCACGGAGAUCUCAGCGGCCGGUUUGACGAGUUUCUUCGCCAAAGACUCUGAAAUUAAAGAUCCACAAUGCAUGGCUAGAUUAUGCCAGCCGAUGUUCGCGCAACUCGUUCGCACAUGUGCCCGAUCAUUGCAAGCCGCGCAUAUCGACGAGUUGGAGACCGCUUUCCUCUAUGGAACGCUCUUAAUACAAAUUUCCGGCAUUCUAUCGACACCCACCCAACAUCCACUUCAAAAUGCGCUCUUCGAGGAGCUCCGAUCACACUACGAGAGCUCAGGCAGUGAAUUGUCGGUGAAAAUGGGCAACAUCAUCCUCCUCAACUCUCCUCUCAUCCAAACGGCGCUCGAGUUUCGCGAGUUCAUCUCCGUGCUCGAAAUCGAAAAACGCAUCGAUUUGGGUCUUUCAUUU
Mesorhabditis belari is the source of this 1191-nucleotide messenger RNA. The record is from the annotation of a GenBank genome assembly. NCBI's taxonomy places the organism in Eukaryota, Metazoa, Nematoda, Chromadorea, Rhabditida, Rhabditidae.